AUGAGUGGAUGUCGAGGAAGGUCGCCGACACGCGCCCGAGGCAACCGGGCAAUUCUUGCUCCAGGUCCUGAUCCCAUUCCGGAGCCUGCACCUGUACCUAACCCUACACCACCCCCAGCAUCGCCUACUCUUACAGAUUCAGUGGCAGAGUUGCGCCAAGAGGUUAGUGAGUUGAGGGGCACGAUGGCUUCCAUGUUGAGGCAUUUCGAGGAAUUCAUUGCCCAUCAGGGCAGGCCAGGACAGGCGCCACCGGUAGUAGGGAAUGAGCCAGUCUUACAAGAAAAUGUUAGUGGUCAGACGUCGAACCCAGUGCAGCAGGAGGUUGAGCCUCAGGGUAUGGAUGGUAAUGCUGGCAGUCAGUUGGUGAGGAACUUCAUGGCACUCAGGCCAUCAGAAUUCAGAGGGGGAAACGACGUUUUGGUUGCAGAAGAGUGGCUGAUGGCAAUAGAGAAACAUCUGCGGACCAUAGGAUGCACUGAUGCACAGAAGGUACAGCUGGCCACAUACCUAUUUCGGGGAGCAGCUGAGAGGUGGUGGGAGACGGCCAGACUGCGAUUCAGGAACAGGGAGCCAUCUUGGGCUGAAUUUAGGGAGCUCUUCAACGCCAAUUAUUUUCCCGCCUGGGUUCGUAGCCAGAAGACAUACGAGUUCAUCGAGUUGACCCAGGGCAACAUGUCAGUGGCUCAGUAUGAGAAGGAGUUCACCUCCCUAGCACGCUUUGCCCCCGAGUUAGUAAACACUGAUGAGAAGAAAGCGACCAAGUUCUUGAGAGGGUUGCGAGUGGAGAUUCGAUUUCAGCUGGCAGGUGCGCAGUUCACUGACUAUUCUACACUGGUACAUCGGGCAUACAUCAUUGAGAGGGAGAGGAGCGAGCUGAGAGGAGCCCUGACAGCUACUAGGGGGUCAGGCUCAGCCCAGGGACAAGGCAAUGACAGGAAGAGGAAGGGUGCACCAGGGCCUUCGAGAGGCACGCCAGACAUCCCCCCAUGCAAGACAUCUGGAAAGAGGCAUCGUGACCCAUGCCGCUAUGACAGAGGGGUGACAUGUUACACUUGUGGUCAGGCGGGGUACGUACAGAGGGACUGCCCUCAGGGGUCAGGUAGAGCAGGCAGCCAGGAGGUGACAUGUUUUAAAUGUGGGCGCAAGGGCCAUAAGGCCAACGUUUGUUCAGUGCCACCCCAGCGAGGAGGCCAAAGGCCGGGGUAUCAGAGUGAUAGAUCUGGGCAGAGGCAGUCAGUUCCUAGACUUCAGGGGAUGGCACCAUCAUUGGCACUACCACCAGGACAGAGCACCGCAGAUGCUGAUAGACCCCACAUCCAGGGGCGAGUGUUCGCCUUGACUACAGCUGAAGCAGAGCAAGGGAAAGACACAGUGCAAGGUAUCUUAUCCUUAUAUGAUAUUGAUGUUUGUGUUUUAUUUGAUACGGGAUCCACACACUCUUUUGUUGCACCUCGGGUGGUAUGUCAUAUUCCAAUUUCCAGUACAUUGUUACCAUAUUAUUUGAUUGUGACUACUCCGGGAGAUACGAAAAUGGUGGGUAGUGAGGUGUAUAGGGAUUGUAAAAUCAUGGUGCACGAUAAGGAGUUUCCGGGGAAUUUUGUGGUGCUAGACAUAAAAGAUUUUGAUCUUAUUUUGGGCAUGGACUGGCUAUCCCAACACUAUGCUAAGGUUGAUUGUCGGCACAAGGUAAUUCAUUUUGAGUUGCCUCAUCAACCAAUUGUUGUGUAUAGAGGCAUUAAACCAAUGAGCUCCACACCCUUGAUUUCGGUGAUGAAGGCGGAGAAAUUAAUGCGACAUGGUUGCGAGGCAUAUUUGGCUUUAGUGACGACUGGUAAGGAGGACAAGGUGGAAUUUCCAGAUAUUCCGGUGGUCUGUGAAUUUCCCGAUGUAUUUCCUGAAGAGUUGCCAGGAUUGCCGCCAUCGAGGGAGGUUGAGUUCUCUAUUGACUUAGUACCAGGUACGCAGCCAGUUUCUAGGGCUCCUUACAGGAUGGCUCCAAAUGAAUUGAAAGAGCUAAAGGUGCAGUUGGAGGAAUUGAUUGAGAAGGGAUUCAUCCGCCCGAGUGCCUCAUCUUGGGGUGCUCCAGUUUUAUUCGUGAGGAAGAAGGAUGGAUCCAUGAGAUUAUGCAUUGACUACCGGCAGUUGAAUCAAGUGACGUUGAAGAACAAGUAUCCCCUCCCCCGUGUUGAUGACUUGUUAGACCAGUUACGUGGAGCAUCCGUCUUUUCGAAGAUUGACUUGAGGUCUAGAUACCAUCAGGUGAGGGUCAGAGAAGAAGAUGUAAAGAAGACUGAUUUUCGCACUAGGUACGGCCAUUACGAGUUUGUGGUCAUGCCAUUUGGGUUGACUAAUGCCCCGGCAGUCUUCAUGGAUUUGAUGAACAGGGUGUUUAGAGAGUAUUUGGAUAGCUUUGUUAUAGUGUUCAUUGAUGACAUACUCAUCUACUCGCCGAGUUUGGAGGACCAUGAGACCCACCUUAGGCUGGCAUUGCAGAGGCUGAGGGAGAGGCAGUUGUAUGCCAAGUUUAGUAAGUGUGAUUUUUGGCAGCGACAGGUUGGCUUCUUGGGACACGUAGUAUCUGGUGAGGGUAUUUCAGUAGACCCUGAAAAAGUGAAGGCAGUGAUUGAGUGGCCAUAA
Molecule: messenger RNA, 2637 nt
Organism: Diospyros lotus (date-plum)
Lineage: Eukaryota; Viridiplantae; Streptophyta; Magnoliopsida; Ericales; Ebenaceae
Exons: 1
Coding region: 1-2637 (878 amino acids)
Molecular function (GO): zinc ion binding; nucleic acid binding
Source: RefSeq, a predicted model, not a curated record